AUGCUGGCAUACCAACAGCGUGCCGUGGAUGAGUGGCUUCGGUCGUCGUCCGCUCUGGCCAUAUUCGGUCAUGGUCUUGGCGUCCAGACUGUUCUUCUCGAAGCGCUGCGUCGUUCCCUAGCAGCCGCCCAACUCGAUGCAGAGAGCGAAAAGCGUUCCAUCAUCGUUUUAAAUACUUCGCAGGAAGAAGCAGAGCUCCUAGCCAAACGUGUGUCCGCGGACCCGCGUUGGGCAGGGUUGCAAGACAAGUUGACCGUCAUCGGUUCCGCCCUCGGCGUGGAAGGACGUAAAGCAGCACUUGCGAAAGGUGGUGCAUUUAUUGUUCAUGCUCAGCUACUCGUCACGGAUCUGCUUGGAGAUCGCCUUCAGCCAGAGAACAUCGAGGGAGUGUUUGUGAAUAAUGCGCACGGGGUGGGCGAGUUGUCGGCAGAUGCUUUUAUGCUGCGUUUGUUCCGUGUGGGCAAUCGAAACGGGUUCGUCCGAGCUAUUUCGGACAUGCCGGAUGCUUUUGCCCGCGGGCAAGGUCAGCUGGAAAAAGUGAUGCAGCGGUGUUUUGUGAACGACUUGGAAGUAUGGCCGAGAAUCCGGAAAGAUGUGCAGGAUUGUCUCCGGCACGAGGAAUGGGAGCAGGACGUGCACCAGAUUGUUUUGGAGCUGCCGCAGGAUGUCAAAGCCAUCCAGGGGCAUAUCCUGAACAUUGUGCAGAGCACGCUGCUUGAGCUGCAGAAAGACCCCAACCUCGACAUGGGGCACCUGAAGAUGAGGGACUCCGUCUCCCCCGCCUUCGAGGCCGAGCUGCGGCAAGUCCUGGACCCAGUUUGGCUCAGCUUGGGCCCUCAUGCGCGGCGGCUGGUGAGUGACUUGAGUGGCGUGCGGAGACUUCUCACGGAACUCUUGCGCAGCGACGCGGUGGAGUUCCAGCGGGUGCUGGAGAACCUCUGUGCUUCUAGGGAUGCUGGGAAGGCUCCUGUAUGGUUACACAGCCCUGAUGCUCAGGCUUGCCUAAGCUUGGCAAAGGCACGUGUAUACGAGAUCCAUGCGAACCCGGAUGGUGCAGGGCAGGUCUUGCAGCGGAAUGUGCAGCCGCACGCCAAGUGGGCAAAGAUCCUGGAGGCAGUCGACCGCACGCUGGUGGACGUGGCAGAGCGCCGCGAACACCCGAAAGCUGGAUGCUUUGAGUUUGCUUCCCUGAACAUGGGCACUCAGAUCAGCUUGGAUUUGGAUGACAGUGACAUAGAGAUCAUGGUGCAGCCCGUCGCCAAGCGACUGCGCACGGAGCCUUGCAACAGUGCCGCCAGUACCGAUGCCCCUGGCAGUGCUGGCGCUGGUGACGUCGUGGAGCCCCGGAUUCUCCUCAUCGCCCCAGAUGAUCGCUCCCGGCGACAGCUUUCCACUUUGCUUCAUCGCGGCCCGCAGGCCACCCUGUUGGAUGGCCUGGAGGCAUACCUGCGGGAACGAAGCCAGCGGCGGCAGGACCUCUCAGGGGACCUCUCCACCCCCUUGAGAUUCGGCGAGGCCGCGCUGCUCGCAAAUGAAGCGCAGGCAGUUGCCCAAGAGCUUGAGGAGCUACAGCCCCGAAGCGCUUUGCAGGCUCGUAAACUCGCGGAUGGGCGAAUGUGUCAUCCCAGGAUCGACAUCAUUUCUGCAGACGACACCGAGGGACAGCUGGAAGUUCGCCUUGCGGAGAUGCAGCCCCACGCAGUCCUCGUUUUCGAGCCCACGCUUCAUGCGAUUCGGGCCUUGGAGGUCUAUUGUGCUUCUUGUAAGUCGGCAAGGCAAGGGCCCGUCAUCAAAAAGGAGGCUGGCACGGCUGGCUAUGCGGAGCCAACACGAGCACUGGUACCUUUCCACGUUUACCUGCUGGUCUUUGACGAGUCCGUGGAGAAGCAUCGCUUCGACCAGUGCGUGGUGCAGGAGAGCGAAGCGGUGGAUUCCCUGAUUCGGUUUCGGCAGCACCUCACUUUCAGAGUGGACCUUCCUACUGAGUCCCUUGCCCCCGAGCCAUCUUCCAGACGUGGUGGGGGUUCGAGGUCUCUGAAAGGAAUGACGAAGCCUCGCGUGGUAGUGGACAUGCGGGAGUUUCGUUCGACCCUUCCAUUCAUGCUGCACCUUCGCGGCUUGGUGGUGGAGCCUGUCACGAUCCCUGUGGGCGACUAUGUGCUGUCUCGCGACAUCUGUGUGGAACGCAAGGCGGUGACAGACCUGAUCCAAUCGCUGCAGAGCGGCCGACUUUACCAGCAGGCGCAGAACCUUUGCCACCACUACGCCAACCCGCUCCUGCUGAUCGAAUUUGAUCCCUCAAAAGGCUUCAUGCUUCAGAGCAGCUACCUCAUUGCACGCCGUGAGAUCGAGAUUGGCACCAAGGAUGUGAUCGGGAAACUGCCCCUGGUGGUACUUCACUUCCCCAAGCUAAGGAUCAUCUGGAGCCCUUCUCCGCGCUUCACUGCAGACAUUUUCCUGAAGCUGAAAGAGGGGAGGUACCAGCCGGACUCCAAGGCUGCGUCCGAGAUCGAUGCUGAGGACCUGGACGAAGAUUUGGUGGAGGGCAAACUGAAGGCAGCCCAGGUCAACUCUGGUGCCUUCGAUGUCCUGCGAAAAUUUCCGGGCGUGAAUCCCAGCAACAUGAACAGCCUGGCACGGCGUGCGGGCUCGUUGGCAGGGAUUGCAGACCUUUCACUGGAGGUGCUGGUGGAGGUCAUGGGCCGGGCGAAUGCCGAGCUCUUGAACAACUUCCUGCACUCCAGCUGCUUGCCUCCCGCCCCAACGCAGGACCGCGAGGGCGCCAAUGAGGAGAAUGAGGAGAAUGAGGAGAAUGAUGGAGCCAGUGAUGCGGCACCCGCUGAAGAGGCAGAGGAUGCGGGCGAGGCGAAUGUUUCGAUCGAGAUGCACAACAGAGCGCCAGAGCCAGAGCAGGGAAGGACUGGAGCAUCACCAUCCUCAGCUCAGGAGACAAUCGAGGAUCCUAGUGACGAUGAGUGGGAGGCGACUCGAGCGGAUGUGCCCAGUCCAGAAGUUUGA
This is a messenger RNA of Symbiodinium natans, 3018 nucleotides long. The record is from the annotation of a GenBank genome assembly. NCBI's taxonomy places the organism in Eukaryota, Dinophyceae, Suessiales, Symbiodiniaceae.